UCUCUCCUACAGUAUUUGCGUACAUUUUGAGUGUUUGUCCGAAGAAAAUUUGAUAAUACAGCACCAUAAUUUUGACCCACCAUCUCUUUUUUUUUUAUUGAAAAGUAAACACACACAAAAAAUAAAAAAAAUUAACCUUUUCAUUUUGUGAAAUCUUAUUGGUAGCAUUAAAGAUCAGAAUUUCAUCAUCUAGAUCUGAGGGAAGAGAGAAUCAAGGGUUUCCCAUUUUUGAUUUUCUCUAUCUUUAAUUUUCAAGGAAAAAAAUCCCAUAUUUUUUAAUAAUUCUUUUUGUACAAGUUUUUCCUAAUAAUAGAUCGAUUUUUUGAGAAAAUUUAGGAGUACCCAGAAAAGUUAGGAGAGAUAUUGGAAAUGGGUAAUGAAGAAAAUGGAGGGUCAAAUGGGUUUGAAAGUGUUAGAUUGCAUAUCAGCAAGAACAAAUAUAGGAGAAUGGAUUCAUCAGAUUUGGGAGAAUCAGAUGUGAAUUCAGAAAAUGAAGCACAAAAUCUCAGAAAAACUAGUACCAGAAAAUAUGUCAUGGCUUCUGCUGUUUUCGCCUCUCUUAAUUCUGUUCUCCUUGGCUAUGAUGUUGGGGUGAUGAGUGGAGCAGUGCUAUUCAUUCAAGAGGACUUAAAAAUAUCAGAUGUGCAAGUCGAAGUUCUGAUCGGAAUCCUAAGCAUAAUAUCGUUAUUAGGCAGUUUAGCUGGUGGGAAAACGUCAGAUGUUAUAGGUAGGAAAUGGACGAUGGCUUUAGCAGCCAUUGUUUUCCAAACCGGUGCUGCUAUAAUGGCGUUAGCUCCAAAUUUUGGGGUAUUACUCACAGGAAGGCUUUUUGCUGGGGUAGGAAUUGGUUUUGGUGUCAUGAUAGCUCCUGUCUACAUAGCUGAGAUAGCACCAGCAAUUGCAAGAGGGUCAUUGACAUCUUUUCCUGAGAUUUUCAUAAACUUUGGAAUUCUUUUGGGUUACAUCUCAAACUAUGUCUUUUCGGGUCUUCCUGCUCAUAUAAACUGGAGAAUCAUGCUUGGUGUUGGGGUUCUCCCUUCAAUUUUCAUUGGUGGUGCACUCUUUAUCAUUCCUGAAUCCCCUCGAUGGUUGGUUAUGCAAAACCGCAUUGAUGAAGCAAAGGUUGUUCUUCAGAAAACUAUCGAUAAUGAAAAGGAAGUUGAAGAGAAAUUGGAAGACAUACAGAAAGCUGCUGGAACCAUGGAUUCUGAAAAGUAUGAACAGAAGGCAGUGUGGAAGGAGCUCCUGCAUCCUACUCCAGCUGUCAGGAAGAUGUUAAUUGCCGGGUGUGGAAUUCAGAUUUUCCAGCAGAUAACAGGGAUCGAUACCGUUGUAUAUUACAGCCCUACAAUAUUUAAGAAUGCAGGAAUAACUAACAACACUCAGCUUCUUGCUGCAACUGUUGCUGUCGGGUUCACAAAAACUCUCACUAUAUUAAUUGCUAUCUUUCUCAUUGAUAAUCUAGGUAGAAAGCCUUUGCUUUAUGUGAGCACAAUUGGUAUGACCACUUGUUUGUUAGGGCUUAGCCUAAGUUUAGCUGUGCUUGGCCAGGAACCAAUUGGUAUAAGAUUGGCUUUGUUUUUUGUUUGUGGAAAUGUGACAUUCUUUUCUGUGGGGAUCGGUCCAAUAUGCUGGGUUUUGUCCUCAGAAAUUUUCCCUCUUAGGCUUCGAGCUCAGGCAUCAGGUCUUGGUGCAGUUGGAAGUAGGGUUAGCAGUGGAUUAAUCUCGAUGUCCUUCCUUUCAGUCACUCAUGCAAUCACUGUGGCUGGAACCUUCCUUGUAUUUGCUGUUAUCUCAGCCUUGUCUAUUGUUUUUGUUUAUAAGUGUGUGCCUGAAACGAAAGGGAAAUCAUUGGAAGAGAUCGAGGUGAUGUUUGAUGAAGAUGUACAACCGGGAGGUAAAUUGGAGCUUGCAGAUACAGCGAAUCUUGUGCGAAAAGAACCAAAUGUAGCAUAAUUUAUCACUUCAUAUGAAUUGGUUGAGAUUUGGGAGUUGAACAUUUGCUAAAAUGGACUGUAUAGUCCUUACACAACAGAGGAGCCUGGGAACUUCAUUUUCUGAGCUAGCUUAUGCUUCCUGUAUGGAUCCAGGCGAUGCGCCGAGGGCUAGAAGGCCCUUUAGCAGAGUUUAAAAUUGUUCUAUGGAGGUUAUACUAUUAUUGUUUGCGGAUGAUGAGAAAUUAGUAGUUUGCACAGUUUUUAUAAAGGGAGAGUGCUUCAUCAAGUGGGUUGGUGUAUGUAAGUUGAUUUGAUUUGGUUUCCUCCAAAUGAAGAAUAUUAUAGGAUCGAGUACAUGUAUCACACAUUCUUUCUAUGAUUUAUUAAAUUCCUACAUUUUUUCCAACAA
Molecule: messenger RNA, 2346 nt
Organism: Beta vulgaris subsp. vulgaris (sugar beet)
Lineage: Eukaryota; Viridiplantae; Streptophyta; Magnoliopsida; Caryophyllales; Amaranthaceae
Product: probable polyol transporter 4
Exons: 2
Coding region: 370-1956 (528 amino acids)
Biological process (GO): transmembrane transport
Cellular component (GO): membrane
Molecular function (GO): myo-inositol:proton symporter activity
Source: RefSeq, a predicted model, not a curated record